Molecule: messenger RNA, 2697 nt
Organism: Contarinia nasturtii (swede midge)
Lineage: Eukaryota; Metazoa; Arthropoda; Insecta; Diptera; Cecidomyiidae
Exons: 3
Coding region: 1239-2231 (330 amino acids)
Source: RefSeq, a predicted model, not a curated record
UAAAAAAUCGACCAGUUUUGGAACUUUUGGGAAUUUUUGCAUAGGUUAUACCAUUUGGCAUAGGUUACUUAUAAGUGCACCUUAUUUUUAAAAAAAUUGAUAAACUCUAUGCAGUGUUCACUUGAGGUUUUGACACCGUGCGUCAGUUACAAAAACACGAAGAAAGUAUAUGUAUGUGUGUAUGCGGUUCAUGCUUUGCGUCUUAUUCUUUAUUCCCCUUUUCAUUCGUUUGCAUACAUUUUGGCAAAGGCUGCUACGCUAAAUAGCACGAUACACAAUGCAACAAGUGAACAGUGCAAUUUGAUUGCUUGGGUGUUCGGUAUACUAUCAUUCGAUCACGAUGGCUGGAAAGAAACGGAAGCCUGCAGCAUCGGCUUCUAAGCCAAAGCCAGUAAAGAGGAAAAAAAUUCGUGAAAUUCAAACGAUAAAGAAAAGUGCAAAAAAAGUCUUGAAACGGAAUCGACCAAUGAAAACAGAUAAAGUUCGUGAUUUGAUCAGCUUGAAAUGACGCGAUGUUUCAUUUUGGGUGCACUCAGUGUUCAUUACAUGAUUUUCACAUUUUUUCAAGUGCGUUGUGAUGGAAAUCGAUACGGUGAAAUCGAAGAUUACUUCAGUCAAUUCGUUGAUAAGAACUUCUUCGAUGACUUUUUCCGAGGAACGCAAAAUUUUGAUAGCGACGAUGAAGAUGCCGUAAUAAAGUCUGGAUACAAGGUGUCCAGAAUGAUUUACCGUUUGUGUUCGACAUAUUUCGUGAGAGCUCCAAAAAUUGAGAAAAUAUCAAAUAUAUUCAACUACGCAUCACAAAUUUACUACACAAAUUUCAAGAAUAACGUUUGCUAUCACGCAUAUUCUCGUCUUCGGAAGUUUUUUGAGCACCAAAAUGUGACUAAGCAACAGAUCAACGAUACCAUGGAAUAUCUAUUCAAAAAGAAAUCAGAGCGCGUACCAGAUCCGUAUCUAAUUGAGAUACUAAAAAAUGAAUUGCAUCCAAUUCGUUUCGGAGAUGGUCGAGCAUAUUUUUGUACGAUGACGACGGCAGGCAAUUGGUUCAAAUACGUACCAAUAUUUCUACAUUUGCAACGGUAAACCGGUACAUUCGUGAUCACCAAUGAAAUAGAGAGGCGGCAUUGCGACGAGGUGAAAGAACAGAGCUCCGUGAUUACAGAAAUUUCACCGUUUUUCCAGUUUCAACGUUUAAAAGACAUCACAUUCGCAUAGAUAAGCAAGGUCUUUAUUACAUGCUGAGAGAGAUCGGAUGCCCACACCCACGGCUCAUUAGACGUGAUGGAACACCAAAGCAGUGUAAGGAAUUAAAAGCCGCUGAUUGGGACGUGCUUUGGCGAACGUAUUUUGACAUUGGUGCCAUCGAAAGAACACCGCAAAAUGACAAUCGUGCCACUUUAAUAUUCAAAAAUUCAAUUCAAACGGAUGGAAUGGCUAUGUCAUUUUGGAUGGAACGCACAAAAUUCGUCGUUGUCAAAGACGAAAAUGAAAUCAUGCGGGAGACUCAAGAAAAGUUAUUGAAAGCGCAACAAGUGUAUGGUCUCGAUCCAAGUCUUCAGCUGGUGAUUGGCGGUGUUUGUGUGAUCAAUUACAAUGAUCCGAACAAGGAAAAUCGCCGCGAAAAACUCGUUCAAUUGACAUCGGGUCAAUAUAAUCACAUGAUCAGCUAUCGCAAGCGAAAUAAAUGGCGCAAAAAGUUGACUUUCAACAUCGACGAAAAAAUGCGUAUUCACCGAGAAUAUUUUGAUGAGCAACCAGGUCCACAUUCAGACAACAUUGAUAGAUAUGUCGAUCAUAUUUUACGGCAUUUCAAUGAGAAGUUUGAAGCAUACACGCAGUACGAAUAUGCACUUCAAGAUGUUGUACAGUACAUCGAUACGAAUACGACACUCGAUAAGUUGGCAGACUGGUUUAUCGAUGGCAAAGAAACAUUCGUAUUUGUGGGUGAAAAUUUCAUUGCUGCCGACUCAGAAGCAAAAGGUUAUAUUCGGUCGAAAGUACGCGAUUUAUUUGAGAAAAUGAAGCGACGGCGCAACUGUACAGUGGUCAAAGUGGAUGAAUUUCGAACAACAAAGGUGUGCACAACUGGCAUCAAAAUUCCGACGCUACGAAGAAAAACGGAUAAUUGGUCAUAUUAUCACAUGGAAUCGUGGUACAAACGCCGCUCGCAAUAUACUCUACAAAGGUUUGUGCAUUUGAUUGAAUCGAUUUCUCAAUAUGAACAAUAAGUAAUGAAUUUGUUAUUUGUUAAACAAUUCAAACAUAGGACGGUGUGCUGUAAUAAAUGAAGAACUACAACCCGUAUUUCAAAGACCUACAGCACCCAUUCAGGUAAAAAAAUAAUAAUUUAUCAAAUUGUAAUGAAAAUUUCAUUAUGGAAUAUUCAAAAUGCACACUAACUAUGUUUACUUUCAGAAUCGACAACAAAUACAAGGAACAUCGCGUUCUAACCAAGAUCAAGCACGAAACUCUCGGCCCUAAGCCCUGGGUAUUGUGCGGGAUGUCAUCGUGGUCUUAUUAUAGCUACUUUUAGUAAGUAUUUAAAUUUAAUCCUACAGUGCUAAUAUUUAAUCCUUUUGGAUUAUUUUGAUGAAAAAUCCCAAAUGAUUAAUAUUUAAUCCCUUCUAUUUUACAGAGUAUCUUGAAUCUUUUUAUUUAAUCGAUGGAGAAAAAUAAAGAAAAUUAAAUUACAAA